Molecule: messenger RNA, 1819 nt
Organism: Ceratina calcarata
Lineage: Eukaryota; Metazoa; Arthropoda; Insecta; Hymenoptera; Apidae
Product: cell division cycle 7-related protein kinase
Exons: 8
Coding region: 332-1507 (391 amino acids)
Biological process (GO): mitotic DNA damage checkpoint signaling; protein phosphorylation
Cellular component (GO): nucleus
Molecular function (GO): protein serine/threonine kinase activity; ATP binding
Source: RefSeq, a predicted model, not a curated record
GCUACCGCGCCCCUUGAUUCUCAUACAUACAAAUCAUAAAUACCUAAGACGUAGCUACGAGAUAAUAGUAGGAAAAUGUGGAGAGAGAAUAAAUAAACAUUUCCAAAUUAAAAAUGAUCUAUUAUCUCAUAUUGUAAUGUUACAAUAAUAAUUCGUAAUAUUUACAUUUAACUUAGAAUGGCGCCAAUAUCCACUGGUUGCCAGGUUAUUACAAUGCUUACUUGCUUACAUCGUGCACGUGACUGACAGUUGUUUCUGAAGUUAAGCACCGAAGUUGUUAAUUUAUGAAAAUAAAGCCGAGCUGUUCGAUUACUUUGUUCAGUUACUGUAAAUGAGAGAAGUUAUGGAUAAAAAUACUCAGGUUGAAGAGGAUAAUGAUGAAAAUGAUGUUUUUCAAAAUACUAUACCAUUGGUGAAAGAUUUAUUUCAUAUUUAUGGGAAGGUUGGAGAAGGAACUUUCAGUUCUGUGUACUUAGCAACUUUAAAAUCAUCUGAUGGUUCUAAAAAAUUUGCAUUAAAACAUUUAGUUCCUACCAGACAUCCUGAGAAAAUAGAACGAGAAUUACAAUGUAUGCAGCAGAUUGGUGGAAAAGAUUAUGUAGUUGGAUUAGAAUUAUGUUUACGAAACUUUGAAACCGUAGUAUUUGUAAUGCCGUAUAUGAGACAUGAUAAAUUUUCGGAAUAUGUGCAAGAGUUGACUGUUCAAGAAACAAAGGAGUAUAUGAUAGCAUUACUAACUGCAUUGCGGAGAGUUCAUAAAUUUAAUAUUAUACACAGGGAUAUUAAACCCAGUAACUUUUUAUAUGAUAGGUGCAAUAAAAGAUACUUGUUAGUUGAUUUUGGAUUAGCUCAAGAGUAUGUAGAAGAAAAGAGGUGUAGCAAUGUUAAAUUAACCAAUUCUGAAAUACCAACUGUUAAGCGAAAGAGAGUAGAUGAGAAUAGCAUAAACUUUUCUUUUAAAACGAAGAAAAAGGAUGCAGAAAGCUGUUAUUGUUUUGGAAAACCAAGAGUUUGUUCGGUAUGUAUGUUAAGGCCAGAGCAAACAGCUCCAAGGGCUGGUACGCCAGGCUUUCGUGCUCCUGAGGUUCUAUUGAAACAUGCUUCACAAACGCCUGCUAUCGACAUUUGGGCAAGUGGAGUGAUGAUGUUGUGUAUUCUAAGUGGUACCCAACCGUUUUUUCAUUCACCCGACGACUGUACAGCUUUAGCAGAAAUAACAACUAUAUUUGGAUCCAAUAAAAUGCAGCAAUGUGCACGUAAAUUAGGAAAAAAAAUUAUUUUCAAUGAAGAUAUACCAGAGACUGAUAUCAUAUCUUUAUGUCAGAAAUUACAAAAAAGAAAUAAGUGUUCAUUAGAUAGUACAGAUCAUGACACGUAUAAGAAGGUACCGCCGAGCACCCAAUUUCCAAAGGAAGCUUAUCAUCUUUUGCUAAAAUUAUUAGAUUUAGAUUACAAAACGCGUAUCACUGCGGAUCAAGCCUUAAAUCAUCCAUUUUUGAAGAUGUAAUACAUAUUUUUAUGAUCAAAAUUUUCUUAUUACAUAGCCUGAACAUAUUGUCAUAAAAUUAUAUCGUUAAAAAUUUAUAAAAAUGCAAUUCCAUAUUGCAUGUUAUGAAAGUUGUACACAUGUGUACAACAUGUAUACAGAGAUUUAUUAUUUUUUACAAAUAAAUAAUUAAAAUUUUUCACAAAUAAAUAAUUUUUAUAUACUCCUUUCAACAUCAACAUUACUCAAUAUUUAAACUGUUAAUAAAUGCAACAUUUUAACAACUUAUCUACACGUAAAAGAAGAUACUUAAAUAUCCGGUCCUUUUUCAUU